Vitis riparia (riverbank grape) is the source of this 1051-nucleotide messenger RNA. Its product is annotated as actin-related protein 9-like. The transcript is spliced from 9 exons. Gene Ontology annotation, cellular component: Ino80 complex. The coding region runs from base 101 to 835 and encodes 244 amino acids. The record is from RefSeq and is a predicted model, not a curated record. Gene Ontology annotation, biological process: regulation of DNA-templated transcription; double-strand break repair. NCBI's taxonomy places the organism in Eukaryota, Viridiplantae, Streptophyta, Magnoliopsida, Vitales, Vitaceae.
CUUUCAGGAUAUAUCAAGAUGCCUUCUUUGGACUCAAAGGCAUCAUCAAACAUGGCCACCGAUUCGUACUGACGCAUUGACAAAGCCCAUAGAUUUAUUGAUGCUUAACAAACUCAAAGAAUCCUAUUGUCAGAUUAAAGAGGGAGAAUUAGAUGUUGUUGCUGUAGUUCAUUCUUAUGAGAAUGGCACACCAGCUGGAUCUCACAAGACAAGACUAACUGCUCUCAACGUUCCCCCUAUGGGUCUGUUCUACCCAAUGCUCUUGGUUCCAGAUGUUUAUCCUCCGCCACCCCGUUCAUGGUUUCAUGACUAUGAGGAUAUGCCGGAAGAUACAUGGCAUAUAGAAUUUCCCAGAAGAACUGACAUGUCAGAUGGUUUAUUUGCUGGUGUCAAUGGUGGAUUAUCAAUGUGGGACAAUUUCCCAGUUUUUCCAACUAAACCAAAGAGAGAAGAAAAGGUUGGCCUUGCUGAAGCUAUCACAAGUAGCAUUCUUUCAACUGGGCGUAUAGACCUCCAGAGAAAAUUAUUUUGUAGCAUGCAACUGAUUGGUGGAGUUGCUUUGACUAGUGGUCUUAUUUCUGCAGUGGAGGAGAGAGUUUUACAUGCAAUUCCUUCAAAUGAAGCAAUUGAUACCGUUGAGGUUUUACAAUCAAGAACAAAUCCGACCUUUGUGUCAUGGAAAGGUGGAGCAAUUCUUGGCAUUCUUGAUUUUGGUCGUGAUGCUUGGAUACAUAGGGAGGACUGGAUUCGCAGGGGGAUUCAUGUUGGAAGUGGCAGAAAGUAUAAGGACUCCUAUUAUCUUCAAGCACAGGCAAUGUGUUACAUAAAUUCCUAAAAAAGGGUGAUGGAUACCACACCUGUAUUAUAAUUAAAGUUUUGACUCAUUACAAAAUAAGAAGGGAGGACAUGAAAAAGGAGAAAGUAGUAGAACUUGAUCUAGUUGCUUUUGAAUACGACACCACAUAAUUAGAGAGAACUAUUAGUCUUCAUGAUCAGUAUUUGAUUUUGAAAUUUUUAUUUUUAAAUUGAUUGGCAGAUUGGUUCUUUUUCA